Molecule: messenger RNA, 974 nt
Organism: Homo sapiens (human)
Lineage: Eukaryota; Metazoa; Chordata; Mammalia; Primates; Hominidae
Gene: TEN1
Product: TEN1 subunit of CST complex
Exons: 4
Coding region: 279-650 (123 amino acids)
Cellular component (GO): nucleus; chromosome, telomeric region; CST complex
Molecular function (GO): single-stranded DNA binding
Source: RefSeq, marked validated
CCUUUGGCGCGUGAGUGACAGCGGCCCAGACAGAGGGGGCGAUGUCCGCGUCGUGGCUGGGGCCGGUCGCGGGGCAGACUAAUCCCCUGCUCCUGGCCAGGGGAGGCUCCCGAGCGGAUCCUCGGGAAAGGGGCUCCGAAGGUCAAGAAACUGCCCUGCUGGGCGUCCGGGGAGUGGGAAAAUAAAGCACUUUUUGUAUCCCGCCCCUCCCCCGUCACGUGACCACGCGAGGCGGAAAGAAGAAAUCCGAGGACCGGCGACGCCUAGAACAGGAGCCCAUGAUGCUGCCCAAACCUGGGACCUAUUACCUCCCCUGGGAGGUUAGUGCAGGCCAAGUUCCUGAUGGGAGCACGCUGAGAACAUUUGGCAGGUUGUGCCUCUAUGACAUGAUUCAGUCCAGAGUAACACUGAUGGCUCAGCACGGAUCCGAUCAGCACCAGGUUCUUGUCUGUACCAAGUUGGUGGAGCCCUUCCACGCCCAGGUGGGCUCCCUGUACAUCGUCCUCGGGGAGCUCCAGCAUCAGCAGGACAGAGGCUCCGUGGUGAAGGCGCGCGUGCUGACCUGUGUGGAGGGGAUGAACCUGCCCUUGUUGGAACAAGCCAUCCGGGAGCAGAGACUGUACAAGCAGGAGCGGGGCGGCAGCCAGUAGGAAACAGCAGCCUAGCAACACCCUCACCUGCUUCAGAGCCCGAACCCUCUGGAGCUGCAGGAGCCCGGGAGAGCACAGACGCCUCCCCAGCGACGGCCUUGUCUGGAGCUCGAAAGCCGAGGGGCGGGUGAUGAAUCCAGCCCCUUCCCCUACUUUGGGAUUGGCUCAGCAAUGAGAACCCAGAAAGCAUGCCAUAAAUCCGACAGCCCCACCCCAGGAGACUGCAGGUGGCCGAGCUUGGGCGCCGGGGCCGUGCUUGGUGUGGGGCCAUGGAGGGUUCCAGAAGGUCCUGGUGAAUAAAGGCCCAGGGGGCGUGCUCUUGAA